Cheilinus undulatus (humphead wrasse) is the source of this 1296-nucleotide messenger RNA. RefSeq names its product retinal degeneration 3, GUCY2D regulator (gene rd3). The transcript has 3 exons. The coding region runs from base 147 to 803 and encodes 218 amino acids. Lineage: Eukaryota; Metazoa; Chordata; Actinopteri; Labriformes; Labridae. The record is from RefSeq and is a predicted model, not a curated record.
CCCCAGCAUCCGUCAAGCUGUGUGACAUCCAAGGACUUCCUUUGUUCUUACAUCAUUGAUUUAAUUCAUUUUGAGUCCAAGAAAACUUAAACAGAACAAGAAGGAGAGAGAAGGAAGAAGAGGGGGCUGUGAAGAAGGACAGCGCCAUGGCCUCCUGGUUCAACUGGAACGAGACGCAUCACCGGAGUCCCCGCAGAGACCCCGCUGAUGUGGUCACUGACACCCUGAUGCUGGAGUUCAGCUGGCAGCUAAAGGAGGCAGAGCGACAGCAGAGGGAGAGGGAGAGCGAGUACCGCCGUCUCAAGACUGGGGUGGACUACAGCUGGCUGGCCAGCACACCACGCUCAUCCUUCAGCGUCAGCACCGGGGAGAAGCUUGGCCUGGAGGACCUCUGCUCCAAGGUGCCGCCGCCAUGUUGUGGGCUCGUCAUACUCAAGUUCAGGGAGGUUAUGCAGACCAAUGAGCCCGAGGUACAGGAGGUUCCUGGCCUGUUUCGCUCUGUCCUCCUGGAGGCCCUGGAGAACCUGAAGGAGGAGCAGGAGGCGCAGCGUCUCGCCCGUCAGUGGAACAACAAACGCGCCAUGAGCAUGUCCCUUAUAAACUUCAGAUCCCGCAUAAAGAUCAACCCGUUUGGUAGCACAGUGGGCCUGACCAGUGCUAUGUCUGACGGAGCGGGGCUGAGUGACCUUAAAACCGUGUCUGAAGACGUGGAGAGAGGGAUGGAGCAGGAGGAGAGGGCACAGAGGGUGUGGAGCAUGCCGGACUUCAGAUACAAAGGAACCAGCAGCAGUAGGGUUGUUUGAGUGAUGUGGGAUGUUUGUGGACAGUGAUUGUGUUGGACGUUUAAGUGGGGUAGAUGCUGAUGUUCAGGACUGGCUGUUGCUGGGGGAUUUCUUUGCAACAGGCAUGGCAGGAGGAGAUUAAGACUCCUUCCUUUUCAGUAUGAGACCAAUCAGCAUUGAUCCAUUCACUGUUUUUUACCUCGCACAAAGAAGGGAACAUCAGGUGUUUUUUCCGCAGAGCUACUGUAACUUGACUACACUUUUUUAAACUGUUAUUUCUUGAUAUGAGAUUAUAACCUCUCGCUUCUUAAGGUGCCUGUAAAGUAUUCAUCCCCUUGGAUGUUUCACCCUUUUAUUGAUUUUAUAAAUCAAUCAUGGUAAAUAUAAUUUGACUUUUUGACUAAAAGAAAGAAUGACAAAAACCCCUCCUUUUUCUCAACGUGAAACCAGAUUUCUACAAAUUGAUAUCAAUAAAACAAAAAUACAUAAUUGUAAAUAAGUGAUUGCAUGAAUA